AUGAUGCUCUGGAACUCCACCUUGGGAAGUGGCUUCAUCUUGGUGGGGAUUCUGGAUGGCAGUGGCUCUCCGGAACUGCUCUGUGCCACAUUCACCGCCCUGUACAUGCUGGCUAUGACCAGCAAUGGAUUGCUGCUCCUGGUCAUCACAGUGGACGCCCGGCUUCAUGUGCCCAUGUACUUUCUGCUCUGGCAGCUCUCUCUCAUGGAUCUUCUCCUUACAUCAGUUAUCACUCCCAAGGCUGUUGUAGAUUUUCUGAUUAAAGACAACACUAUCUCCUUUGGGGGCUGUGCCCUUCAGAUGUUCCUGGAACUGACACUGGGAGGGGCAGAGGACCUCCUUCUGGCCUUUAUGGCCUAUGACAGGUAUGUGGCCAUUUGUCAUCCCCUGAACUAUAUGAUCUUCAUGAGGCCUAGGAUCUGCUGGCUUGGGGUGGCCAUAUCAUGGACUAUGGCAUCUCUGAGUGCUCUAGGAUACACCAUCUAUACCAUGCAAUAUCCUUUCUGCAAAUCUAGGAAGAUCAGACACCUGUUCUGUGAGAUCCCUCCACUGCUGAAGCUGGCCUGUGCAGACACCUCCAGAUAUGAACUCAUGGUUUAUGUGAUGGGUGUGACCUUCCUUAUUCCCCCUCUUGCUGCCAUCCUGGCUUCCUAUUCACUAAUUCUGUUCACUGUGCUCCACAUGCCCUCAAACGAGGGCAGAAGGAAAGCCCUGGUCACCUGCUCUUCACACCUGACUGUGGUUGGGAUGUGGUAUGGGGGUGCUUCCUUCAUGUAUGUCCUGCCUAGCUCCUUCCAUACCCCCAAGCAUGACAAUAUCUUCUCUGUUUUCUAUACAAUCAUCACCCCAGCCCUGAACCCCCUCAUCUACAGCCUGAGGAAUAAGGAGGUGACUGGGGCUCUCAGGAGAGUCCUGGGAGGACGCCUUUUGCCUGCACACUAG
Messenger RNA from Psammomys obesus (fat sand rat), 942 nucleotides. RefSeq names its product olfactory receptor 2AG1-like. Gene Ontology annotation, biological process: G protein-coupled receptor signaling pathway. Bases 1 to 942 code for a protein of 313 amino acids. Gene Ontology annotation, cellular component: membrane. The record is from RefSeq and is a predicted model, not a curated record. Gene Ontology annotation, molecular function: olfactory receptor activity; G protein-coupled receptor activity. Lineage: Eukaryota; Metazoa; Chordata; Mammalia; Rodentia; Muridae. The transcript has a single exon.